Tuber melanosporum (Perigord truffle) is the source of this 2257-nucleotide messenger RNA. RefSeq lists its product as uncharacterized. The transcript has 14 exons. NCBI's taxonomy places the organism in Eukaryota, Fungi, Ascomycota, Pezizomycetes, Pezizales, Tuberaceae. The coding region runs from base 52 to 2103 and encodes 683 amino acids. Gene Ontology annotation, biological process: amino acid catabolic process. Gene Ontology annotation, molecular function: L-amino-acid oxidase activity; polyamine oxidase activity. The record is from RefSeq and is a predicted model, not a curated record.
CCAGUACCCCACGGCCCACACAAUACGAGGGGACUCAUUCCCUGGAAUAAAAUGACCAAAUACACCUUUCUCUCGAUUCUGCUGACCGCAGCUACUUCAAUUAUCGCUUCACCCGCCCCUCAUCCACUUCACUUAGAAGUCCGCACAGCAAUCGAUACGGGAGCCGCCAAUGUCCACCUAAUCCGUAGAUCUCUUGUGAGCGAAGGGGUUGUAUACACAUACGGAUCCUGUGCUUCUUUUUCCUCCCAGGACUCUCACCACUUUGUCUCGAGCACGCCCCUUGGUGUUGUUGCUGAUCGGUUGCUGUGGAGAGUUCCUGAGGAUGCCCCUCCUGGUGGUUGUAUUUCAGCAUGGGGGAUGAAUGGCGGGAGCUUGCUCGGACGGAGCCUUCCGUUGGACGUACGGCCAGGGCUUAAGAAGAGGAACCUUGAAAGGAGGCAGGUUAAUCCUGUUAAGAUGGAUAAUAGUAGUGGGAUUGAUACAAGUGGGCCAUGGUUCGAUGGGGUCAAGUUGUUGAAGGAUAAGGAGGUUCCGCCGAUUGUUAUUGAGGAGUUGAAGAAGAAGAAAAUUGGUAUCCUCGGCGCUGGAAUCUCGGGGCUUAUGACUGGUUUACUAUUGGAUUCCCAAGGGUUUCAUAAUUGGGAGAUUACAGAGGCAUCCCAGAGACUUGGAGGCCGUAUACACACUGAGUACUUUGCCGGAGGUCCAACUACUGAUGAUUAUCAAUACCAAGAGAUGGGGCCGAUGCGAUUCCCUCGCUCGAUCAAAUAUGCCGGAACGAAUGAAACCCUAAUCAUCCGUGACCACCACAUCGUUUUCCAAUUGGCAGAAUACCUCAACAACAUGAACAAAGGUGAUGCGAACCUCGUUGUAAAAUUCAUUACUUGGAUUCAGACAAACCCGAAUACUCGUUCCUACUUCCAGGGCAUCAGGAAGCCAGAUGGAUCUGUGCCUACUUUGGCAGAAACACAAGCCGAUCCUUCACUCAACCCUGCCCCCAUAACUGACCCUAGUUUUAAGGAAGUUGAGGACCAAUUGUUCAACUUGUACAUGACGAAGGAAAAGAUGGCCGAGUUAGCGAACAAUGUUUAUAGGGCUCAUAAGAAGGCUAUUGAUGAAGGGUGGGACGAUUUUUCAGAAUUCGAGUAUAUUCAUACUCUCCUUGGAGCAUCGCUUAAUAUCACAGACUUGGCCAUUCCCUUCCCAGAAUCUUUUGCCGAUUCAUUCUGGGGUGAUUAUAUGGAUAACGUUUACUUCUCUGCUACUGACUGGGUUACCAUUGAUCAUGGCCUUAAUCGUCUUCCACUUGCAUUCGAGCCCAUUGUAAAGGAUAGAGUCCAUUUUGGUCGAAGGGUUGAUAAGAUCAGCUAUUCGAAAUCAGGGAACAAGGUCAAAUUCUCUUGGAGAAAGGAUUUCCGUGAUAGAGACUACCUGAAUGCGGAAUAUGAUUACGCUUUGGUCGCAGCUCCGUUUUCAAUUGUUAGGAAAUUGAGAACUCCAGCGUUCAGCAGUGUCCUCGGAAGAGCUAUCGGCAGAUUGGGCUACACCAACGCUUGUAAGAUAGCAGUGCAGUUCAAGACUCGAUUCUGGGAACACCUGGACCCACCAAUCUUUGGUGGUUGUACGACCACCGAUAUCCCGCUCAUCCAAAGAUACUGCUAUCCAUCGUACAACCUGAACGGUACUGGCCCGGGAGUGCUUCUCGCUUCGUACAACUUCGGGGGUGACGCAGACCGGUCUGUCAGCUUCACAGACGAUGAGCACAUCGAGCACGUGAUGGCCGCUAUGGAGGAGAUUCAUGGCCCUGUUGUAAGGCAGCAGUUUAUGAGGGCUGAACGCAAAUGCUGGCUUCUUGAUGGGCUUGAAGCGGGCUCGUGGGCUGAGCCACUUAUUGGGCAGCAUAAGUUGUAUAUCCCUUCGUAUUUCAAUGUAGAGAAUAACAUCAUUUUUAUUGGGGAACAUACCUCGUAUACCCAUGCUUGGAUUGCUUCAGCACUAGAGUCUGCCGUUCGAGGAACAGUCCAAUUGCUCUUGGAGUGGGGUCUCGUCGACGAGGCGAAGAAUAUUACGGAGGCGUGGAUGGGGAGAUGGAUCACGGUCUAAAACCCGGAAAGUGUUUUUGACAAUGAUGUUAAUGGGAGCGUGCGUUGUGCGCUGUUGGGGUGGGUUAUGAACCGUCUUUUUUUGGUAUUCUCAUAAUUUAUCACUUGCCGGGAGUACGGUGUUUAGCAAAUAAUCAAAGAGUUGGAUAAGUUAA